This is a messenger RNA of Strongylus vulgaris, 388 nucleotides long. The record is from the annotation of a GenBank genome assembly. Lineage: Eukaryota; Metazoa; Nematoda; Chromadorea; Rhabditida; Strongylidae.
AGUCACAACGACCUAUCAGCAGAACAUAAUAGAUUUAUUUAACAACGGUAAACAUUGAAUGGUAAUUACAUAUUGAGUCCUAUUUUUUCCUACAGAGAAAUUGAAAUUGGUGGUAUUGCAGAAGCCAGCAGCUGAAGGGAAAGAUGUACGUCUGCGAACUGAUGAUUACUACAAAGAGAACUUCAUCAACGUAAUAACCCAUUCUAAGGUCACCGGAUUAGACCUUUCUCACCGCAAGGUGGAACUUUGGACUGGUGACACAAUGCAAUACACUAAACUGGUGUUGGCUUUAGGAGGAGAACCGAGAAAACUAUCUUGUCCCGGAGCAGAUCUUAAGGUUGAGUCAAGCUUACCCUCACUUCUAAGAGCAGCCUUCUCGGCGUUAUAA